Molecule: messenger RNA, 1118 nt
Organism: Temnothorax curvispinosus
Lineage: Eukaryota; Metazoa; Arthropoda; Insecta; Hymenoptera; Formicidae
Exons: 4
Molecular function (GO): protein binding
Source: RefSeq, a predicted model, not a curated record
GCGGUAUCAGUGUGUGAGGUAUCUUGGAGAACGGGAGCGCGGCGGGAAUCGCCGACGGACCCGCGAAGUCCUUCAUCAACCUAACCUAAUCUUCAGCACGCGGCGGCCAGCGGAAAAUCUACGUCCCGGAUUCCGGCGACGCUCGCGAGCCCCGAGGGGUUCGUCGACUUUUUCCGCGCGCUCGGCGGUCGACUUCAUAAAUAUUGGACACGAAUACGCGCCACAUACGUACGCCGCCGUCCCGACCGCGAAAGGACGGACGAGGCCGCGAGGGAAGAAAUAGGGGAAGUCGUGGCUUGAUAGCCGCGGAUCGCGCUGAGGUGAAUUAUGAGCAUGCGACGUUCUCCAGCGCGCCGUCAUCGUCACCGUCAUCAUCAUCGUCGUGAUCACUGUCCCGCGAUCGCCGGUUGCUUCGCCGUAAUCGAAGACUUUUUACACAAGUGCAUCGACCGCGCGAAUCUUCGUCGUCGUCAUCGUCAUCGUCACCGUCUUCACCGUCGUCGCAGUGCAAUGAUGGAAGAAAGUGUGGCGGAUUUAUUGAAAAAUUGGGGAUUUGAGAAAUUUGUCUCAAUAUUUGAAGAGAAUGAGGUUAAUAUGGAUGCGAUGAAGGUGAUGACUCAUGAAGAUGUAGUUUCAUUAAUCUCCAAAGCUGGCCCUAGAAUAAAGUUUUGGUCAAAGUUACAAGAGUGGCAAUCCAGAAAUAAAAACGCGAUUGCUAUAAAUACUAGUACCGACAUAGAAUCUUUGCCAACGAACCUGGUGAUGGGAAAUGAAAUAUGCAUGCCUGAUGCGAAAGAUCUUUUUGAACGACACGCAACAUUGGAAUUGCCUAUCGAAAUCAAAGAUCUCGAUUUAAUAAUACCAUCGACAUCACAACAGCAGGCAAACUCUGCAGAUAUUAUUAUUAUCGAUAUUGAAAAAACAUCUGAAGAGCAAACUCCCGUCGUCCAGUGCAAAAGAAACUUAAAAAAUUCAGUCAAUGAAUAUAUUGAUGACGACGCAGUUAACAGUGCAGGGAUCAGAGAGGCCUUCGACUCAGGCACUUUUACUGAAAAACAUAGAUUAAAACUCAGUCGUCUCAUUAUUACAAAGGAAUUCAAAAACGACAUUAGUGCAAA